UAUUGCCCUCGUAUUUGUUCGGUUUACUCUUUCGUGACUUUAUUUCCAAGUUAUUUCUCCAAGAUCAGACAAGUUUACAUCUUGAAAGCACUUUGUUUAAUAUAACUUUGAAGUGGAGUCCGAAUGUCUCGAGAGCGGAAUAUCAAGUCAACUAAGAAGUCCGAGAAAAUUGAAUCCGAUCACGAUGAUUAUACCUCGGCGCAGAAGGAAAAAGAUGUCUCUGUUUCGAAGCCUUCAGGGGUUCAGACAUUUGCCAAAAUUUACUACGUUUUGAUGCCUGUUUUAGUUGUUAUCAUUGCCGGCCUUUUAACUUUUGCAGUUACGCGGCAGGAAACUGCGACGAUCGUAAAAGGAACUACUAAAGAGACGGGAACGGGUAAAGGAGGCAAGGCGAAAGAAACUCCAAAGAAAGAAGUUUUGUUAACCGCAGAAGAGCUAGCUAAGCACGAUGGCUCCGAUCCUAACAUUCCAGUAUACUUAGCUAUUCUUGGUCGAAUUUACGAUGUUGACAAAGGAAGGCGACAUUAUGAAGUGGGCAGUGGAUACAAUGUGUUUGCAGGCAGGGACUCGACCCCUUCCUUUGUUACUGGAAAAUUUGCCAGAGAGGAUGCUACAGAUGACGUGAAAGGUUUAUCCCCAGAGGAUAUGAUGGGUGUCAAAGGCUGGUUGGAUUUUUAUAGAAAAGACUACACUUACGUUGGAAAAUUAAUAGGGCGUUACUAUGAUAGUGAAGGAAAGCCAACUGAGGCAUUGCAGGAAGCUAAAGCACUCAUAAAGGAAGGACAGCGUCUGCAAAAACUACAAGACGCUGAAAAUAAACGCUUUCCAGGUUGUAAUUCAAGGUGGAGUAAGGAUGAAGGAUCACUUGUUUGGUGUUCUGAAAACAGGUAUGUUUUUAGGUUUUCUGUAAUACUUGGUUUUCAUAUGCUGCCAAUGUUCCUGCAACAAAGCUGCUCAUCAUCUUGGAUACUGUUCCCAUAUGAGAACAGAAGUCACCGGUGACAGAGGCCAUCCGGAAUACCUGCAGAGUCAAAUUCAGAUCAACUUCACAGCCAUGCCGGCGGUAAAGACCUGCAUCAUUUCUCUUUGUCAGCAGUGGAUGUUCUGUUAUGCAAAACAGCAUCAAAGGUAGUAUUGGUGGCAAUGUUGCAGGUACAUCAGCAGCAUAUUGUUAUAUUCAGUUAUCAACAGAAAUCCCAACUGGACUGUUGUUUAUAUCUUAAUCUAACGCCUUCACUCUGGGACAGGGUAGAGAUUCAAAAGCUUAGUUUUAAAAUUAUCCUUUUAGCUCAUCUUUGUUUGGCAUGUGGGUUUUUUCAUAAAAACUUUCGUUUUGCCAGUUUGAAGUCAACAGCCCUUAAAAUUAGGAAUGUGAAGAAAGGGGACGUAAAGAAUUAUUCUUCUUAUAAUGUUGUUCUCAUUAUGAACAACAAGACAUAAGGAUGUAGAAAAAGUCUUGUUUCUGAAGUAUCUCCCUAGCAAGAAGAGAUUUUCCUGAAAUUCAGCUGAACAUUCUUUUUUUUCUUCCUCACAUAAGCAAAAGGGUGAUUUUUGAAAUACAAGUUUUGUAUAGCUUAUGCACUAAAUCUUAUGCAUUUUUUCCAACACUAUUUUAUUGCAGUGCUGGAAUAAAUAGAGACUGGGUUGGAGUUCCAAGAAGGAUGUUUAAACCAGGAAAGAAGGACCCUAAGUGCGUGUGUGUAAAGGCGACUGGUCCUUCAAGUGAUACAGGAGAGGGUAACGAGGGUGAUUUGAACAAUCCUAACAUGAAGUUAUAUCCAGGCUGUGGCAAAUAUGAUGUAUCUUGUAAACUGUAAGAUCAAAGGAGCAGUAUCAAUAUCAGUAUGUGGAACAUGAUUGCGUCGGUGAGCGUAGUCACAUGAGCGUAGAGAAAAAAAUUGUUGAAAGAUAAGCAAAAGAAAGUCCUACAUGCUUUUGGAAUGAAAAGGCCACACAGGAAAGUUUGUACUUAAUUUAAUAGCUAGAUGCAAUAAUUGAACAACUCAAACUUCUAAUAUGCCCGUGUAAGAAUUAAUUCAUUGACAUUUUUAAUCAAUUCAAGCUG
Porites lobata is the source of this 2065-nucleotide messenger RNA. The record is from the annotation of a GenBank genome assembly. Lineage: Eukaryota; Metazoa; Cnidaria; Anthozoa; Scleractinia; Poritidae.